AAAAAAUAAAUUUUUUCAUUGUUGUCUAUGCUCCUUCCUUAUAAAAAGCUAGGUGACCAUAGACUAAUUCUCUUUUCACAUCUAUAGCGCCUUAAGAUGUAAGUCACCUGUGUCGUCCUAAAUAAUUUUAAUUUAAUCCUCAACUCCGAAUUCAGUAAUUUACAGUCGUUGUGUGAUAUUAACAUUCUACCAUGAUAUAAUAAUAAAUUGUGCAUGACAGAGGAUUGUUUAAUUUGUGUCCGCCACCAUUAGAGAAAACCUUCCUGUGCAUUCGACUUUGCUGAAAGGUUAGUGGUCCAGACAAUGAAGGUUACAGGUUACUGUUUUAUCCCAGGAAGGGUUUAGAAAUUAGAAUAACAGGUCCUGUGUGUGCUCGAUAAGAAUAAAACUUGAUUGUUGUCGACUUAGACGAGCAUGCGGGAAAAUAACCUCAAAAUGGCGGAAUCACAAAUUCAAUCAUCUCUGCUACGUCAAUGUCAAUCGGAAGAUGAGAUGGACUGACGAGUUAAUGCUAACUAUGCUGUUAUCGUUAGAAGAUUUGUGGAAUUGCGUCGAUGGCUACGACACGAACGGCGGCGACAAUGCGAGGGCACCGGCGUGCAUCUACCCUUUUCCAUUCAACCGAUUUGUAUCAGCUAAUAAGAAAUUGUAUGAUUGUACGAAAUCUAAGGACGACUGUAGAAAGCUCGCUGACGCCUUUGAAGACUACAGACUACAGGAAAGUACUCCUACUUCGAAAGUCACACCGAGUUGAGUACCACAAUUGUACCUGCGUAUCUGUCUACACUGAAGGUGUGAUGAAGCUCGUCGCCCGGCGUGCUGAUAUAGGGAAGAAUGUAGAGGAUGACGAGGCAGCCGACAUGUUGCUCUCCAGUUUGCCAGAAAUUGUUCUAGUGUCCGGUUUGGAAACUGCUGGAUUUACAAACACACUUACUAUUGAGAUUGUCUAUGCAUUUCCUUUACAAGAAGACCAUCGAAUGAGCAACGUUCAAACUGACUAUGAUAUUUCAUCAGCAUAUUUGAUCAAGGAGAAGAUUACCAAGCUUUUAUGCUCGUGUUGCAAGCGCAAUGGAAAAGCGGCCCGCAGAUGUUUUGUGAAGAGGAAGCGUGAGGGAGCAAUAGCGAAUACAGAAGAUAAAGAAGAUAACGCACUGUGUGCUGCGGCUAACUUAGCUUGUCCCUGUCAAGAUGUCAUCGUGGCUCGUGGCGCGAUUGUUCUCCUAGCUAGUAGUCAUGAAGUUCUUCAAGAAUAUAAUAAGAAGGCAUAUUUGAUAUCUGUUGCUAGUGGAGAACUGCUUAUCGGUGAGCUUUAUGAACACGAUGUGCCAAGCAGCUGCGUACCGUGUUUUACUGGGAAGAUGUCUGUGACAUCUGUUCCCAGGCUGUGCAUUGGAUGUGCUGCUAAACCACUGGAACUGACCCACAGUGACUUGUUGACCAGAUGCAAGUCGGCACUCGGAAUGGAGCCCGCUUCUUGCUGACAUUCUCUGAUGACUGAGCCAGGAGGAGCUUUGGUCAUCUUAUGAAGAAUAAAGAUGUAAGUUCCCUUUUUUUUUUAUUGAUUUGGUAGAGAAACAUACUGAUUUACAUAUUAAAAUCUGAUGCAGUGAUUAUGGGACAGAAUACUGUAACAAUGACUUGUAAAGUUUUUUCUUAAAUUUCAUGGUAUGGUAUAGGUAAUUCACCUUGACGAUGGACUAUUUUUGGAGCAUUUUUAUUUUAAUGAAAGCUAGAACUAUUUUGCAGGAAUGUUGUUUGAUUGAUCAUUACAGGGGCGAUGCUGUAAUGACAGUAGUCUGUUCCCCAGUAGAUCGUUUUCAAAUAAAAUACCUUAAUGUGAAUGGACUGGAUCAAAUUUAUUUGAGUCACUGGUGUGUCUGGCUGAAUAACAUUUUCCGUGUACCAAGAAAUUAUGUUUGUUGGUUAUGGUGAAAAUGUGUAAAAGCAAAUACAAAUAUAUAUAGUGUAAUUGAUCCCAACCAUUAUCACAAAGUUUUUUUUUACCUGUAGCUUUCUUAGAGGAUAAAUUUAUGGACAAGACACCAGUUGUGAGGCGUGUGUAAGAGCAUUUUACUGUACAUGAUCAUUUAAAAUUUUAUAAAGUUUGAUAAUGCAUUAUUAUUUUAUUUUUACAAAUGAAUGAUGAGCAAUUUUAAAUGAUUUGAAUAAUUAUGAUCAUGUAGUAAAUGAUAACUGUGAUAAUAGUGAUAAUGACAACUGUGAUAUUAGUAAUAUUCUAACAUAAUCUCUAAAAAUGUUUCAGAUGCGGUAGUAACGCCAGAUGUGCAGUCUCCGCUCUCUGAUCAGUUCCUGUCGCUCGAUGAAGAUGGUGGUGAUGAGGGUGACGUGAACCUGCAAUUCAGACACUCCAUCCUCUCUGCCUGACCCUUCAUUUUGAGGAGGAGAGUCGAUUACAUUGGUCACUGCCGAUGCGUCGAUGUCUUGCCCCCGUUCGCAGUACGAGAGGUAUUUUCUCAGAGAAGGUAAUUGUUUGUUAACUGUUGUCACUAUUAGUUAUCAAACUGAACCACUAAUAAACAUACACUGAGGCUAUCAGUUUUUCCUUUUAAAACAUGAGUGGCUUACCUGCUAAUAUGUAUUUUAUUGUAGCAGGGCCAAAGUUUUAUUUUUUUUAUUUAUUUUCCCGCAAGUCGACGUCUAGCGCCUAUUUUGCGUGACGCGCUUUGGUAAUUUAACAAGUAAGAAAUCAUGUAUGGGAACUGGUAGACCGGGCUAUGAAAUUAAGUGGGUUCUUAUUAGAAUUUGCAGGUAAUUUGUUGAGCUGUUAGAUAUAAAGUUCAUUUUGUUGCCUGUGGUUACAGUCAAAAGUAGGGUAAAGUUUUUUUUGUUUUGGAUAUCAAUAUGCCAAUUGUAAGACAUUAAACCCUCAGACUUUUGCUUAGUAUUUCAAAUCAGCCGGCGCUACGUUAUGGUUCGUAUAGACGUUACAUUUUUUUUUUAACGGUAAUUUUUGAUGAACCAUCUAUCUAUAUGGAGCAACCAGCUGGUUAUGAAAUAAUAUUAAAGUAUGUUUACUGAGAAAAAGCAUCGACGGCUUGAAGCAAGCAUGUCAUGUAAAAUGUAAAAGUUUACAGUUUUAAAUGAAAAUGGCUGCAAACAAAGUUAUUGCGAGCCUUAUGUUUAUGUUAAGAUAACCAAAGAUGAAUCUAUUAUCAUUAUUAUGUCUUAGCAUGAUUUGUAUAAUUUCGUUAUGGCUGUAAACAAAGUAUAAUGUGAGCCUUAUCUCUAUGCUAAGAAAUAACAAAGGUUUAAAUAUUUUUCUUAGCAUUUGUAUCUAUCAACGGCUGUAUUAAUGAACUGCUUUCAUUUUUAAAGACUAACUUUGAAAUUCAAUUUUAAAGGAUGUUUAAGGAUUGUCUUGGUAUGAAAGUAACUGUAACAUAUAAUAUCACUGUAUUAGAUCAGUUUCAUAAGGCGCAUUUUGGCUAAAUUUUACAUGAGUAAUUGUAAAUCUGUAUCUACUCUAUUGCCAGUAAACUGCAAGCUGGAUGAAUCUGAUAAGCUGUAUUUACAAGAUGAGUAAUUUUAAUCCAGACAGCUUUUAGAGCCACUUAUGUACUUAUUACUACUGUGCACCCACUCGGAUGUAUCUUACGCUUGCAGUCAGCUGAUUUUGUAUAGUACAGUCAGCAAUGUUUUUCGACUAGAGUCAUUGGCAUGUCGCUAAACGGGUUCUUAAAUAUUUAGCUGGAAUUCUAAAUUAUGGUCUUUGUUUUCAAAGAAGUAAUGAUUUAGAUAAUGUAGCUUAUGCCAAUAGUGAUUAAGCAGAUGACUGGUUAGAUCGCAGAUAUACUGGCUAUGUUAUGAAUUGGUGAAUAUGUGAAUUUGAGUAUAUUGCCAUGUAUGUAAAGAUAUCUGUUUUGUUAAGAAUUUCUUGUCCGAAAUAAUUGACAAACAUUUUGAUGUUAUCAUGUACAUAUUAAUGACAGUGCUCAUAAGUUGUUAUUAGACUUAGAAUAUUCCCAUAAUAAAAGAACUUGACAUAUUGUUUUGCGAUACAGGAUAAUAAUUAAUGUUUUUGUAUUUAUCUACAAAUAGUGCUUGCUGAUGUAUUUACUAUAAGCCUUUGUGUAUUGAGAGACAUAUAUGUUUUGUAAAGGGUUUAAAAUUGAAAUGUAUCGAAUGUUAGUGCAUUCAUUCACAUUUGAAAUUUUGUUUCUUCCUUUAUUGAUUUUAUUAACAUGUAUGUACCUGUAUAUCACGGAGCUUUUUAUUACAGGAGCAUAUAAGGAGGAGUGUUAGAAAAAAUAAAUUUUUUCAUUGUUGUCUAUGCUCCUUCCUUAUAAAAAGCUAGGUGACCAUAGACUAAUUCUCUUUUCACAUCUAUAGCGCCUUAAGAUGUAAGUCACCUGUGUCGUCCUAAAUAAUUUUAAUUUAAUCCUCAACUCCGAAUUCAGUAAUUUACAGUCGUUGUGUGAUAUUAACAUUCUACCAUGAUAUAAUAAUAAAUUGUGCAUGACA
Molecule: messenger RNA, 4482 nt
Organism: Cydia fagiglandana
Lineage: Eukaryota; Metazoa; Arthropoda; Insecta; Lepidoptera; Tortricidae
Exons: 2
Coding region: 555-1481 (308 amino acids)
Source: RefSeq, a predicted model, not a curated record